This is a messenger RNA of Pyrenophora tritici-repentis Pt-1C-BFP, 2727 nucleotides long. The record is from RefSeq and is a predicted model, not a curated record. NCBI's taxonomy places the organism in Eukaryota, Fungi, Ascomycota, Dothideomycetes, Pleosporales, Pleosporaceae.
AUGCGGACUACUAGGUCUGCCAGACCUGAUCAACUCAGCGCGCGGAUAGCUAGAACCGAUCAAUCCAGCGCGAGGACUGUCAGAACCGACCAACCCAGUCCGUCCAGUCCAGCCCGACCACAAUCCACACGUAGCCAAUCCUCCCGUACAGGCCGACGAACCUCACGCUCCGCCUCCUACGCCCCCUCCCUCCGCCACCGCACAACCGGCCAAACCAUCCUCUCCCUCGACGCCGACAAUUCCGACCCCGAAGCCGCCAACGCGACCCACACGGCCGCCGCCAUUGUCGAAGAAAUCGCUGAAAUCAAGCGUUAUGAAGACUUCUCCACCAUCGACUGGGUACAAGACGCAGCACGCGAACAGCUCCGACGAAAAGCGCGACGGCGCGCGCGAGACAGCAUUGGCGUGCGUCGAGACGGUAGCAGCGCGCGCGUAUUCCUUGGCCGCGGGCGGGGCAAAUGGCGCAGGAAGAUAGCAGAAGCCUACGACGCGGGACAAGCGUGGAUAGUAGUUACGCUUGUUGGUGCGGCGAUCGGACUCAAUGCUGCGUUUCUGAAUAUCGUGACCGAAUGGCUCAGCGACAUCAAGCUGGGUCAUUGCAGCACGGCGUUUUACCUUAACGAGAGUUUCUGCUGCUGGGGUGCCGAGGGCGGGUGUGCAGAGUGGAAACGUUGGACGGGCUUUUGGCCCGCGAAUUACUUGAUGUAUAUCCUUUUCGCUGCGCUGUUCUCCUUUACGGCCGCGAGGCUGGUCAAGAGCUUUGCGCCGUAUGCGGCGGGCAGUGGGAUUUCGGAGAUGAAGUGUAUUAUUGCUGGGUUUGUUAUGAAGGGCUUUUUGGGGUUUACAACACUGUUUAUCAAGUCGAUUGGACUGCCCUUGGCGAUUGGGUCGGGGCUUUCGGUGGGAAAGGAGGGGCCGAGUGUGCAUUAUGCGGUUUGUACCGGUAAUGUGAUUAGUAGGUUCUUCGACAAGUAUCGUCGGAAUGCGGCCAAGACGAGGGAGAUUCUGAGUGCGAGUGCGGCGGCGGGGGUUGGUGUUGCGUUUGGUAGUCCGAUCGGGGGCGUGCUGUUUAGCUUGGAAGAAAUGAGCAAUCAGUUUCCGCUCAAGACGCUUUGGAGGAGUUACUUUUGCGCUUUGGUGGCUACGGCUGUUCUUGCUGCCAUGAACCCCUUUCGUACCGGCCAGCUCGUCAUGUUCAAUGUCAAAUACGACCGCUCGUGGCACUUUUUCGAAACCGUCUUUUACAUCCUGAUCGGCGUGUUUGGUGGUCUUUACGGCGCUUUUGUCAUAAAGUGGAAUCUCAAGAUGCAAGUCUUCCGAAAAAAAUACAUGGCUGCGUAUCCCAUCACCGAAGCUGUUACGCUCGCCGUCGUCACGGGCGUUAUCUGCUAUCCGAACAUGUUUCUGCGGAUUGACAUGACUGAGAGCAUGGAGAUUCUGUUUCAAGAAUGCAAGGCUGGCAAGGGCUAUGAUAGGCUUUGUGAUCAGAAUCACAAGUGGCAUAAUAUUGGCACGCUUGCCAUUGCAACUGUCAUUCGGACGCUGCUCGUCGUCAUAUCGUUUGGCUGCAAGGUACCGGCUGGUAUCUUCGUGCCCAGUAUGGCUAUUGGCGCGGCAUUUGGCCGCAUGGUAGGUAUUUGCGUACAAGCACUCCACGAGGCCUUUCCAACGUCAGCUUUCUUCGCGGCAUGCGAGCCAGACGUCGCUUGCAUCACACCAGGAACCUAUGCCUUCCUCGGAGCUGCCGCCUCCCUGAGUGGCAUCAUGCACAUCACCGUGUCGGUGGUAGUCAUCAUGUUCGAAAUCACCGGUGCCCUAACCUACAUCCUCCCCACCAUGAUCGUCGUGGGCGUCACAAAAGCCGUCAGUGAGCGCUUCGGCCACGGCGGCAUCGCAGACCGUAUGAUCUAUCUAAACGGCUACCCAUUCCUCGACAGCAAAGAAGAACACACAUUCGGCGUCCCCGUAUCCCAAGUCAUGGAAACCCGCCCGGUCUGCCUCCCAGCCAACGGCAUGGAACUCCGACAGAUGGAACGUCUAAUGACGGAGAAUCAAUACCAAGGCUACCCCAUUGUAGAAGAUAUGCAUUCAAAGAUUCUAGUCGGCUACAUCGGCCGCACAGAACUCCGCUAUGCUAUCGACAGAGCAAAGAUGGAACAACAAGCGCCCGCCCACGCAAAAUGCUCCUUCGCCGCUUCCUUUUCAUCACCAACCCUACCACAUCAAUCACCAAACACUACUUUCGACUCUAUACCUACCACGUCCACACAAACAAGCCUCGACUUCACCCGCUACAUCGACCCUACACCCCUUUCAGUACACCCCCGCCUCCCUCUCGAAACAGUAAUGGAAAUUUUCAAGAAAAUGGGACCGAGAGUCAUCUUGAUUGAAUACCGUGGCCGCCUGACGGGUCUGGUGACGAUCAAGGAUUGUCUAAAGUACCAGUUCAAGGUUGAAGCUGGAGGGGGCCAUGGAGGUGUGGUAGCGGGUGGCACAGAGGAUGAUGCUAGAAUGGAGAGGUUGGCGGGAUGGGGGACGGAUAUUGUGAAUUGGGGGAGAAGAAAGCUGGGGUUGAGGGAAAUUGGGGAGGUGAGAUUGGGGGAGGAGGAUGCGAGGGGGAGAAGUGGUGAGCGAGAUAGAGAUGGUGGGAGAGAAGAGAGUGAUGACGAUGAUGAUGAUGGCCAGGGGUAUAGGAGGGAUGUUGAGUUGGUAGAUAGGAAUAGAUAG